AUGCAUGGCUUGGGUGAUGAGGACAUCUCUGACUAUAAAGUAGUCAUUGACAUGCCAGUGUUUGGAUCGCUUACCCUGCUAGAAGAAGGUAUAGCCAGACCCCCGUUCUAUGAACCACAAGAUGAACCAGACGAAGCACCAGAUGAACCUGAUGUGGCACCAGAUGAACCACAAGAUGAACCACAAGAUGAAGCACAAGAUGAUCCACAAGAAGAAGCACAAGAUGAACCACAAAAUGAACCCUACGAAGCACCAGCUUAUCCACAAGAUGAACCCUACGAAACACCAGAUGAACCACAAGAUGAACCACAAGAAGAAGCACAAGAUGAACCACAAAAUGAACCCGAUGAAGCACCAGAUGAACUACAAGAUGAAGUGAACCCAAUGAAGCAUCAGAUGAAGCACAAGAUGAACCACUCUAAUAUCUCGGUUGCGUCCGGCCAGUCCACAUAUUAA
Messenger RNA from Homarus americanus (American lobster), 456 nucleotides. Its product is annotated as protein TsetseEP-like. The record is from RefSeq and is a predicted model, not a curated record. NCBI's taxonomy places the organism in Eukaryota, Metazoa, Arthropoda, Malacostraca, Decapoda, Nephropidae. Bases 1 to 456 code for a protein of 151 amino acids. The transcript is spliced from 3 exons.